GUCUGUGCUAACCGCCGCCGCCGUCAGCCACAGUCUUGUUUUCUGUAACAUAAAAACUUGUUUAACCUAGAACGAUUACUAAUAAAUAUGUGUCUGUAGCUUAGAGGACAAGCAUAUUAUUCCAAUGCAAUUAUUUCGUGUGUUAUUUACAGUGUUGUGUUAACGAUAAUUAGUGAAUUGUGAAAAUUGGAUUGGAAUUUAGCUGAAGCAUACCGCUGCCCAAUAACUAAGUUGGGCCGAACUAUGAGCUUGCUGUCUGCCCCGGGAGUGACGCAGAGCAGCGCAACAUGACACAACGUGAGGACGCGCUCAAAUUCGAGCAGGGCCGCAUCAAGGCGCUCCAAGAGGAGCGACUGCACAUACAGAAGAAGACAUUUACGAAAUGGAUAAACUCGUUUCUUCAGAAGGCACGCAUGGAGGUCGACGACCUGUUCACCGACCUAGCGGACGGGAGGCGGCUGCUGAAAUUGCUCGAGAUCAUCAGCGGAGAGCGGUUACCGCGGCCAAACUCCGGCCGGAUGAGGGUGCACAAGAUCGAGAAUGUCAACAAGAGUCUCAGCUUCCUGCACACCAAGGUUCGCUUAGAGUCGAUCGGAGCUGAGGACAUAGUGGACGGCAACCCUCGCCUGAUUCUCGGCUUGAUAUGGACCAUCAUCCUGCGGUUUCAGAUACAGGAGAUUGAGAUUGAUGUCGACGAAGAGAAUGAGUCGUCGGAGAAGAAGUCUGCUAAAGACGCGCUGCUGCUGUGGUGUCAGCGGAAGACCAGCGGCUACCACGGCGUCAAUAUACACAACUUCAGCGACUCGUGGCGCUCCGGACUCGGGUUCAACGCCCUCAUACACGCGCACAGGCCGGACCUGUUCCGCUGGUCGGAGGUGCCCGUGACUGAACAUGUGGAGACCCUCAACCAUGCGUUCGACGUCGCUCACAAACACCUCGGCAUUCCGCGUCUGCUCGACGCCGAAGACGUGGACAUUAGUCGGCCUGAUGAGAAGUCAGUCAUAACGUACGUAGCGAGUUACUACCACACCUUCGCGCGAAUGAAGAAUGAGCAGAAGAGCGGAAGGAGAAUAGCUAAUAUAAUCGGUCAGCUGAUGGACUGCGACGGUCGCAAAGAGGAAUACAGCAGACUUAUCCUCGCGUUGCUGGAGUGGAUCCGCAUGAAGAUACAGGAGCUGAACGGCAGGGAGCUGCCCAACUCCCUGGACGGCAUCCAGCGGCUGCUGCUCGCCUUCAAGCAGUAUAGGACAGUGGAGAAACCGCCCAAAUACAAGGAGCGAUCGGAGAUCGAAGCGCUAUACUUUGACAUCAACACCAUGCAAAAAAGCUUAGUCGGCGAACCUUGGUCUCCACUCGAGGGGCAACUGUUGCAAGACCUGGAGAGGGAGUGGCAGCAACUGGAACAGGCUGAACACGCGCGAGAAAUAGCCUUGAGGACUGAACUCCUGAGACAGCAGAAACUGGAACAGCUCAACUAUAAGUUUAAUACGAAGUCCGUCCUUCGCAAAGGUUACCUGAAGGAGAUGGUGCUCGUGCUGUCAGACCCUCGCUACGGCUCCAACCUGGCGCAAGUGGACGCCACGGUGAAGAAACACGAAGCCAUCUCCGCUGAUAUUCUUGCCAGGACGGAGCGUUUCGACGACUUAUCGGCCAUGGCCGCGGAGCUCAUCCGCGAGAAUUACCACGGUGCGGAAGCUGUGUCGAACACAGAGAAGGCCGUGUUGCAGCGCUGGCACUCGCUGCUGGAGUUGCUGGAGCGGCACAGGGCGUCGCUGGCGCGGCUGGCUCAGCUGAUGGCGCUGCUGAGGGAGGCCGACCACAUCGACCACACCCUGACCGAAAUGAAGACUCAUUUCCAAUCGGAAGAGGUCGGUCGCCAUCUUAGCGACGUGGAACGUUUACUACAAGCGCAUGCGCUGCAAGAGUUGCAACUGGGCGCUGUGGACGAGACCAUAAGGAGAUUAGUUCGCCAGGGCGCCGCCACAGAGGGCGCCACGCAACACAAGCAACAGUUGACCCAGCAGCUGACACAGUUGGAGGACUCCUACGUCAGCCUGGUCGCUGCGGCGAAGGACCGCAAAGCGAAGCUGGAAGACGCGCGCAAUCUCUACCAGUUCCUCGAAGACCACGACGAGGAAGAAGGAUGGGUGACAGAUAAACAGCGUAUCUGUCGCGCGGAGGUCGCCGCCAAGGACUUGAGAGGAGUGCUGGCGCUCAAACAGAAGCACACGGCGCUCGUGCACGAGCUCAGGGCCCGCGACCAGGUGGCCCAGCGGCACAGGGCCAAGGGACAAAGUUUGGUCGACGCUAAACACCCGAAGAGCGCGGAAAUAUCCCGCAGACUGAGCUUCCUGAACCAGCAAUGGGACGUGCUCAGAGAGCUGGCAGCGGCGCGGGAGAAGCUGCUAGCCGACGCUGCUGAAGCACACCAGUUCUACGGCGACGCGAACGAAUCGGAGUCGUGGAUAAAGGAGAAGCACGCACUAGUGUCGACGCCCGACUGCGGGCGCGACGCGGCCGAGGCCGGCGCGCUGCUGGCGCGUCACCGGCCGCUGCACGACGAGGUGCGCGCCUACAGCGCCGAGCUCAGCGCGCUCACUGCGCACGCGCAGCGGCUCAAGGCCGCCGGGAUCAACGCCUUGCAGUUGCCCGCUGAGGUGGAAUCGGCCCCAAUUUUGGACGAAGAAGAAUGGGUUAAUGAGUCCAGACUGGUGCCAACCGAAGUGUGGGAGGAGGAGCCGGUGGAGCGACUGGAACACCGCACUGUCACCGAGGAGAGGAGUGUGCCGCAGGUGAAGGCUCUAUAUGCGUUCAGCGGUCAAGGAAUAACGAUGGCGAAGGGCGAGGUUAUGUUCCUGAUCAACAAGACGAACCCUGAUUGGUGGUCGGUGCGCAAGGCAGACCGCGUUGACGGCUUCGUGCCGGCCAAUUACGUGCGCGAGAUCGAGCCUAGGAUUGUACCUGUCCAAGUUCGUCGGCCGGAGAAGAUCCGCACAGUGCAGCGCGUGAAGAAGACGGUGCUGGUGAAGCAGGUGGUGCCGGUGCGGCGCUCGCGGCCGGCCGCACGCCGGCACUCGCGGCCCGCGGCUGCGCCCGCGCCGCUGCACGUCGGCGUCGACGCCAGGAUGAAGGACAUACAGGACUAUUAUGACGAUCUCCUAAGGCUGUCUGCUCAGCGGCGCGCGGCUCUCAAAGAAGCCAUAAAACUAUAUUCAUUCUUCGCGGAAUGCGUGGACUUCGACAAGUGGCUGAAGGACAAGGAGAAGAUGUUGCGAACAGACGACAGCGAGGACAGCGUUGACAACGCCAAGAGGAAAUACGAAAAAUUCGUGACGGACCUCUCAGCGGCGUCCAAGCGUUUGGAGCACAUAGACGCCUCAGCCGAGGAGCUGGUGACCGCGAAGCACCCUCAGGCCGCCAUGGCCACGUCCAGGAGACAACAGCUUCACCAACAGUGGGAGCGGCUAUUGAUGCUCAAACAACAGAAGGAGAAAAGUUUAGAGGGAGCUUCCAGCGUGGAGCUGUUCGGGCGCACGUGCGACGAAGCGCUGGACUGGAUGUCGGAGAAGGAGCAGCAGCUGGCGGACGGCUGCGAGCCCGCCGCGGACCUGCGCACGGUGCGCGCGCUGCAGCGCCGGCACGCGCAGCUCGAGCGCGAGCUCGAGCCGCUGCGGGAGAAGGUGCACACGGUCACUCUGCUAGCCGACGACGUAAAAUCUCAAUAUCCGAGCGAACGUGCAAACGUGGAGCAGCGUCAGAAAGAAAUCCACCGUAUGUGGGAGAGGUGUCAGGCGCAGGCGGCGGAGAGGCGACAGCGGCUCGAGAGCGCUGUCGGACACCAGGUGUUCGGUAACGGGAGUCAGCUACUGAGGGACUGGCUUCAGAGCAUGCAAAGCCAGCUAGCGCAAGAGGCUACGGCCAAGGAUGUGGCAACAGCCGAGUCCCUCCUCAAGCAGCACCAGGAACUGAGGGACGAUAUGAAGGCGCACGACGAUGAAUUCGAUGAAGUGAUAGCGCUGGGCAAACAGCUGCAGGCGCACAACCCAUCGCUGACGGACGUCGCCGAGAGAAUCAAAACCUUGCAGGACGGAAGGGCCGCCGUCGAGAAAGCGUGGCAACAGAAAGAGGGGUAUCUAAAGCAGCUGGUACAGCUGCAGUGUUUUAACCGCGAGGCGGACCAGAUCGACGCGUCCAGCGGCGCCCACGAGGCCUAUCUGGAGUACAAGCACUGCGGGUCGUCCGUAGACGAAGUGGAGGCGCUGUUGAAGCGACACGAAGAGCUAGAAGCGCGGUUAGCGGCGCAGGACGAACGUUUGGUCGGCUUCGAGCAACGUUCGCGAGCAUUAGAAGACAUACCGCAUUACGCCAAAGAACACAUCGUAGCUCGGCGAACUGCCGUGUUGGAUCGGAGGGACGCGGUGCGGAAGACUGUGGCGGACAGGAGGCGUGAUUUGCUGGCCAGCAGGGCUCAUCAUCAGUUCAUUGCGGCCACGGAGGAUUUAGAGGCGUGGAUAGAGGACAAGUCCAGAACAGCUAAAGAUCAGAGCUACAGAGAUUUGGCAAACCUCGAGCGCAAAUUGCAGAAACACGAGGCGUUCGAGCGGGAGCUGCAAGCCAAUGAGAAACAGUUGAGAAACGUUGAGAUUAUGGGGUCGGCGCUGCAGCAGUCGGACGUGGCGCGGGCGUCACUGGUGUCUGCGAAGCUGAGCUCUCUGCAGAACGCGUGGGAGUCGCUGGUGGCCGCGUCCCGGGACAAGGGCAGCAAGCUGCGGCAAGCGGCGCUGCAGAGGAAGCAUCGCAGAGGCAUAGAAGAUGAGAGAACUCGCUUGGCGGAGAUCGAGCGCGCGCUCAAAAGCGAAGAGGUCGGCGCUGACCUGCGCAGCUGCCGGCGGCUGCUGACUCAGCAUCAGGCACUAGAACAAGAGUUAGCCGCGUGCACUCAAAGGGCGGAGGCCCUCCACGACCAGGGUGCUGAGCUGGUGUCCAGCGGACACUUCGACGCUGUGUGCAUUGAGAAGGAGUCCGCUGCGUUACUGGCGGCCACCAGGGCGCUGCAGCCGAUAAACAACCAGCGGAGGGCCAAACUGGAGGCUAGCUUGAGAUUCCACAAGUUCGCGGCGGAGGUCGCGGGCGAGUUGGACUGGAUAUCGGAGCGGCACGCGGGCCUGGCCGCGGACCCGGCCCCGGCCGACCUGCACGCGGCCCAAGUCGCCGUCAAGAAGCACAGCAAGCUCAGGGCUGAGUUAGCCGGCCGCUUGCCGCACAUCGACAAGUUGUUGAAGCAGGCGCGCGAGCGAGCGAGAGAGAGCGAAUCUGACAAGGAUAAGAUCGAAAAUCUAUGCUCAAAUCUGGAGCAGGCGCACGCGGAAGCGUCAGCGGCGGCCGAGGCGCGCGUGGUGCGACUGGAGAACGCACUGAGGGCGCAGCAGGUCAUGCACGACGCCGACGAGGUGGACUCCUGGCUGGCGGACAAGGCUGCGGCCCUGGCCAGCGCUGACGUGGGCCAGCACCGCCACAGGGCGACACAGCUGCUCACCAGACACAAGGCGGUGGAGCUGGAGCUGGACACGUACGCGGCGAUAGUGUCGGAGAUGGGGCACGCGGUGUCGGUGAUGGCGGGCGGCGGACACCCGGAGGGGAAGGCGCUGGUGGCGCGGCAGGCGCUGCUGGCCGCCAGCCUGGCGCGGCUGCAGCGCCGCGCGGCCGCCAGGCAGCACGCGCUGCUCGAGAGCGUUUGCAGGCAUGAAUAUCUAGCUGAAAGCUCAGAACUGGAGGACUGGAUAAAGGAACAGUACGCGGCUGCGUCCAGCGAGGACUACGGACAAGAUUACGAGCAUUUACUGAUCCUGCGGUCGAAGUUCGAGGAGCUCCGUCACCGUGUGGAGAGUGGAGCAGAAAGGUUCAACCAAUGUGAGGAGUUGGCCAAGAAAUUGCUGGCUUCGGACAGCCCGCACAUUGCUGACAUCGAGCGGAGACAGGAGGCGUUGGGUGAAUCAUGGCAAAAACUAGUUGAUCAAAUCACCGGUCGUUCCUCCCGGCUCCACGCGGCCGGCGAGAUCCAUCGCUUCCACCGCGACGUGGCCGAGCUACUGUCCCGCGCCGCAGAGAAACGCGAACUGUUAGCGGACACGGCGCCGUCCCGCGACCUCGCAGCCGCAAAGGCUGCGUUGAGGAGGCACGACAACCUCGACGCUGAGCUGUUGGCUAUCGAUGCCCAAGUGCAGGUGUUACAAGAAGAAGGCACGCGCCUGCAAAAGCUGUACCCGGGAGGCAACGUGCAACAGAUAUCGCUGCAGCAGCGGGCGCUGGCGGACGCGUGGGCCGCACUGCGCGCCGCCGCCGACCUCCGCCGGCUGCGGCUGCGGCAGCAGCUGGAUCUGCACCACUUCCUCACACAGGUGCGCGACCUGGUGAGCUGGUCGUCGUCGCUGCGCGCGGGCAUGUCGCUCGCGGCGGACGAGGCGGCGGCGGCGCGCGCGCAGCACGCGGCCGCGCGCGCGGAGCUGGACGCGCGCGAGGACAGCUUCCGCGCUGCGCUCGACUUCGGCGACGCGCUCCGCGCUGACGAUCAUCCGCAGAAAGAGUUGAUACAAGAGAAAUGCGAAGCGUUGGUCUCUGAGCACGCUUCGCUGCAGCGCGCGUGGGCGUCGCGGCUGGUGGCGCUGGACCAGCUCAUAGACCUGCGCUGCUUCCUGCGCGACGCGGCGCUGCUGCACGACCUCAGCGCCGCGCAGGAGGCCGCACUAGGUACGGAGAUUUCUCCUAUGCUGAGCGUGGAAGAAGUUGAUAACCUGUUGAAGAAGCAGGAAGCAUUCGAGAAACUUCUCGCCACUCAAGACGAGAAACUGGCAACACUCAACAGCCACGGCGACAAGCUGCUGCAACAGAACCACGUGGAGAGCCAACACAUCGCUGACGAGCUGAGGCUUGUCAACGAGCGGAGACUCAAGUUGUACGAGAUGGCCGCUCGCCGGCGAUCGUUGCUCGCGCGCACGCGCGCCCGCGCGCAGUUCGCGCGCGACGCGGCCGAAGCGCGGGGAUGGGUCGCCGACAAGCUGGCCAAGUUACAAACCGACCAGCAAAACGCCACCGAAGUGACAGACCUGGACGACAAGAUGAAGAAGCUGCAGAAGCACCAAGCGUUCACCGCUGAGCUGGCGGCCAACCGCGCGCGACUGGCAGAAGUGGCAGAACUGGCAGCAGAGUUGCGACCUGAUGAGGAAGUGGAGAAAGAAUUGGCAGCUUUGCAGGCUGAUUGGCAGAGGUUGGAGCAGGCGACGGAGCAGAGAGGUCGCGGUCUAGAAGAAGCCCAAGACAUUUUGGAGUUCAACCAGCACCUGGACAAGAUUGAGGCCUGGAUCAGAGACAAGGAGAUGAUGGUGCAAGCGCACGAGCUGGGCCGCGACUACGAGCACUGCAGCGCCCUCUUGCGGAAACUCGACGACCUCGACAGUGACAUGAAGGUGGACGACCGUCACGUCAAGAGCAUAUGCGCUCUGGCCGACAAACUGCUGCAGUUGGGUCCGACCCAGCAGGCGGCCGCAGUGGAGUCCCGCCGCGCCCAGUUCGUCAGGAAGUGGUCCGCACUGACCGGGGACCUGCAGCAGUACAGGGACAAAUUGAACGCGGCGCUCGUACUACACUCCUUCAACAGAGACGUGGAGGAAACAGCCGAGCGCAUAUCACAGAAGGCGGCUCUGUUCAGCAGCACUGAGAAGGGACGCGACCUGAGAGCUGCGCAGGAGUUGCAGCGGAAACACGCGGCCCGAGUGGCCGAGACUCAAGCCGUAGCCGACAAGAUUGCCUCGCUCGAGGUGGAUGGCAAGAAACUUGCAAACAGCCAUCCAGAGAAAGCAGAAGACAUAGACAACUCUCUCUCCAGCCUCCGCGAUGACUGGCGGCGACUCCAGCAGCUGUCGGAGAAGAGAUCGGAGCUGCUCCAGUGCGCUGUUGUCGAUCACAAGUUUGACGAUAGCUUGAAAGAGCUCGAGUUAUGGGUUCUGGAAGCAGUCAAGCGUAUGUCGCGCUCCGAGGCGGCGGAGAGCGUCGCCCAAGCGGAGAUGGCGCUCGCGUCGCACGACGAAGUGCGCGCGGAGUGCGACGGCAAAAUCAAGAUGGCCGACGAUUUGAGGAAGGACACUAAAAACCCGGAGAAGCUGAAGCGGCUCGAUGAUCUGAAGAAGCAACUGGAGAACGCCUGGGAAGAGAGGAAGAAGUAUUUGACGCAGGCGCACCAGCUGCAACUGCUGAAGGAGCAAGUGAGACAGACAGAGGACUGGCUCGCGGCCAAAGAGGCGUUCUUGAACAACGACGACCUUGGCGAAGACCUCAACGCGGUGGACACCCUGAUCCGCAAACACAACGAGUUCACCAAACUACUAGACAGCCAACUCGGCCGAGUGGAGGAAGUGUCUAACUUCGCAGCUCGCAUGCUGCACGACCGACACAGCGACGACUACAUCCUCAGCAAGAACAAUGAGCUGCUGGCCAGGAGGGACAAGCUGAAGGAGUCGUGUGCGGCCCGAGGCGAGCUGCUGCAGCAGUCGCGGCAGCUGCAGCAGUUCCUGCAGAACCUCAACCACGAGCGCGAGUGGAUCGCGCUCAAAACAGAAAUCGCCCACGACCAGAACUAUAGGGACCUGUCGAACCUGCAGAGCAAGAUCCAAAGGCACUCUGCAUUCGAGUCGGAGCUGGCUGCCAGCAAAGGACGGAUAGACGAUGUUGUCGGACAGGGAGAGGCGCUCAUUGAAGCGAAUCACUACGCGUCUCAGGAGAUCACGGAACACGUGGAAGAUCUUGAAAACCUGUGGAGGGAGUUGCAGUCAGCAACAAAACUUCGCCGCGAGAGGUUACAGGAAGCGUACCAAGCUCGGGUGUACCUUCGAGGUUUGGACGAUUUCGUGGCCUGGAUGGACGAGGUCGAGUCGCAGCUGCUGAGCGAAGACCAUGGCAAACAUCUAGCAUCAGUGACUGUGUUGCUGAAGCGUCACGCGCGUCUAGAACAGCAGGCGGCGAGCAAGGCAGAUACCGCGACACAACUCGCGGACAACGCGAGGCAACUCGCCGACAGCGGACACUUUAUGGCCGAUGAGAUAUUAGCACGAGCCGAUGUCGUUAAACGAUACCGGCACAUCCAGGAGUCGCUGCAGAUCCGCCGCGACAAUCUAGAAGACGCCGCUCUGCUCCACAGCUGGGAGAGGGACGCCGAUGAGGAGGCACGCUGGCUGGAAGAACGCGAGGCGGCCGUGUCUUCAGACGAUUGUGGCUCGAAUCUGGCCGAUGCGCAGGCGCUGCUCAAGAAGCAUCUAGCUCUAGAGGCCCAACUUAUUGCCAGAGAGCCAAUGAUAAACGCGCUAGUCGGUCGAGCGACACAGCUGUGUUCCCGCGGCCACUUCGCCGCUGCAGCGCUCGAGCAGCGCUCGCGGACGCUGAGUCAAGCGCUGAAGUCGCUAGUCGACGCAGCGGCCAAUAGAACUGCGAGAAUCAGGCGCAGAUGUGAAUUAUUACAGCUCACGUCAGAAAUAUCGGAAGCGGAAGCGUGGUUGGCGGAGCGUCGUCCGGCCGUCGUGAGCGCGGACGUGGGGCGCGGCGAGGACUCGGCGCUGGCGCUGGCGCGGCGGCUGGAGGCCGCGCAGCGGGAGCUGGCCGCCUUCGAGCCUCUCUACACCAAGCUCGAGGCCGCGGCCAAGGCUGGGAUGGACCGUUUAAACGACGCAGCGGACAAGGAGCUGCUGCAACAGCGGAUGCAGCAGCUGCAGCAGUCGUACGAGGAGAUGAAGCUGCUGUCGGCCAAGCGCCAGCUGAGGCUGCAGCACAGCUUGAAGUACUUCAAAUUCGUGCAGGAGUGCGAGGAGGUGCAGGAGUGGAUCGGCGAACAGAUGUCGACGGCCGCCAGCGAGGAGUACGGCCAGGACGUGGAGCACGUGGAGACGCUGCAGCAGGCCUUCGACAACUUCCUCGCGCAGCUGCACGCUAACGAGGGCAGAAUCGAGUGCGUGUGCGAGAACGGAAAUGCACUGAUCGAACAGAACGCACCGGAAGCUGACAGAGUGAGACAGAGAGUAGAAGACAUCAAGGGGCUGUGGGAUGACUUGAAGGAGCUAGCCCUCGCCAGGCAGGAGGCUUUGGCCGGAGCCCGCAAAGUGCACGAGUUCGACCGCUCGGCGGACGAGACGGGCGCGUGGAUAGCGGAGAAGCACUCGGCGCUGCGCAGCGAAGCGACGCCCGCGCGCGCGCUGCACGCGCUGCACGCGCAGCAGCGACGUCUGCACGCGCUGCGCGCCGACCUGGAGGCUAUCCGGGCCGCGCAUCUCAAUCUGCAGAAGGAGGCUGAAAGACUCGGUGAGGCGUUCCCGGACGCGCGUGAGCACGUGAGCUCCAAGCUGGAGGACGUCAGCGACGCGCUGGCGGCGCUGGCUGCGCGUGCGCAACACUGCGACCAGCAGCUGGCGCUCGCCGGCCAGCUGCAGGCCUACUUCCCGCAGUACCAGGAGCUGCUCGCUUGGAUCAACGAGACGCUCGCGCGCGUGACCGCGCCGGAGCUGGUGCGCGACGUGUCGGCGGCGGAGCGGCUGCUGGCGCGGCACCGCGACAUCAAGGCCGAGAUCGAGGCUAAGGAAGACGCCUUCCGCACGCUGCAGGCUGAUGGCGAGAAGCUGAUCCGCGAAGGUCACUUCAUGUCGGAGGAGAUCGGCGAGCGCACGACGACGCUGCGCGCGCGGCGCGCGACGCUGGACGCGGCGUGGCGCGCGCGCGAGCGCAUCUACGUGCAGCAUCUCGACGCGCUCGUGUUCCGCAGGGACGCCGACGCGCUCGACGACUGGAUUUCCAACAGGGUGCCGCUGGUCCGCGAGGAAAAGUAUGGCGAGAGCGUGGCCCAGGUGGAGCAGCUGAUCAACAAACACCGCGAACUCGAGCAAACCAUUGACUCGCACAAGGACAAAUUCAACGCGCUCAAGAGAAUCACCCUGGUGGAGCAAGCGUUCAAGCAGCAGCAAGAGUCGGAGGCGGCCUCGCGCCGCGCCAGCGCCUCGCGCCUCGAGGCCGAGCGCCUGCGCGAGGCGCGGCAGCGCGAGGUGCAGCGCAUCGAGGAGCAGAGGCGGCGGGAACACACUGAGACGGAGCCCGUGCAGCAGCCUCCGUCGCCGGCGCUGGCGGAGACGCUGUCGCCGGCGCCGCAGUUCGACCGGCUGCCCAAACACGAGGCCGUCCUCUCCGGACACGUCAAACGUGCCGAGAGCAUGAGCGUGGUGAAAACGCCAAAACGCACGCCGUCAUUCACAACUCGCCGACGUACGCAGAGUUUCCGCCGACACCGCGCCGACAUCGCCGACUUGCCGCCAGUCGAGAUUGAAGGCUACCUGGAGCGCAAGCAGGAGACGGGCGUGGGCGGCAAGCGAGCCACAGUCCGCUCGUGGCGCUCGUACUACUCGGUGCUGUGCGGGCAGCUGCUGUGCUUCUUCCGGGACGAGAUCGACUUCGCCAGCGCCAAGGCCGCCGCGCCGCCCGUCGCCACGCUCAACGCGCGAUGCGAACCAGCCAGCGACUACACGAAACGGGCCAACGUAUUCAGAUUGGCCUGCGUCGACGGCGCGGAGUACCUGUUCCUGUGUCCCAGCAAGGAGCUCAUGCACGAAUGGGUCGCCAAGCUGUCCUUCCACGCGCAGCUGCCGCCGGAGCUGCAGCUGACACCGUACUCCGCCGCGGACUCGCCCACGGCCGAGCUGAAGCGGCGGCUGCACGAGAAUGCAGCGUCGUCGUCAUCGGCUGCGUCGACGCCGUCCCCGCAGCCCAAGCCGCGGUCGCAAGCUGACAUCUUGCAAAGCCACAGAAACAACCAACGCGCAAGCGCACCUCCCACCGCGGACGCUAACAGCAACACAGCAACGGAGGGCGCCCCCCCGCUUCCCCUCUCCGGCCCCCCGGAGCGCCCCCCCGCCGUCCCGGAGCGCAACGCGCGCGAACACAGACCGGAAAUACCCGAACGCAAACCCGAAUGGGCCGAGAAGUCGGUCACGGCCCUCGUCAGCAGCUACCAGCAGAGAAUGGUCGGACAUGACCCCAAUAGGAACAGUCACGAUCGACAGAACAACUGGCAGACGGACACACACGUCUACGGCUCGAGCGACGUAUACCGCGACAACGCCAACUGGUCCGGCUCGGCGGGGGAGGGCGGGGUCUCCCCGGCCUUCGACCAGCGACCCGCCUCCAGGUCGUCCGGAGAAUCAGAUCUCUCCGUGAGUGGUAUCCCCAGGGAGAAGAAAGACAAGAAGAAGAUAUUCGGAGGUCUGUUCAGUCGUAAGAAGAGACCGCAGAGUCACAGUUAGGGCGCGAACCACACAUGCCAUUAGCUUGCACACUCGCCUAACCCAGACAAACACGGGGACUCGAAAACCAUAAUAAGUGUAAUAUAUUCGUAAGCGUUACAAAUUGAUAUUCGUAAGUGUUACACAUUGAUAUGUGUAACUCAUUCAUAAGUGUAACAAACUCUUAUUUACAUUAAUUUAAAGUUACAGAAUUAUUUCUGUAACUAUAAUUAAUGGUGUUUAAAUCUAUUUUACUCCUAACACUUAUGAAAAUGUAACAUAUACACGUUUCUAUUUGAACUUGUUUAUGUAUUUUUAACAUUUAUUUAUGCAUGUGUACGUACACAAAUAUACAUAGUGAUUCAAAUUUGAAACUUAUUGCCUGUAACAGAUAUUACAUAAAUAUAUUUAAUUGAAAACAGAUUGAAAGUGUUACCGUUUGUGUAACACUUUUUUACCAGUCAAAGAAACUAACGAAAAAAAGCACUCCAUUCGGAUAGAUCUAAAGUGUUCUGGCAUGCCAGCUACUGGCAUGUCUCACUGGCGCACGCCAGCUUAUCGCCCGUGUUGCCAGCAUGUAUUAUUGCCUUAGUCAUUUUCUAAAAGCUACUUGAUAUUAAAGAUGUGUCCGACCGAUUGUCUAUGGUGUGAUUUGCAGUCUCGAAACAGAUUACAAAUAUUUCGAAAUAUAAAAAAAGUAUUUUAAGCGCUGUCACCAAGGUGACAUAGACAUUAUUGAUAUAAAAAAAAAAUUGGUUCGGUGAAUAUUGGGUGUGGAUAUUAAAAUUUUACAUUCGGUCGGUCAUUAAAUAUUUUUAGUCUUAAGUACCUCAAAAAAGGUGAAAUGGAAACCUUAUUUUUGUUAAAUCACUAAAAUGUUGCGACAUAUGUGAUUAUAUUUACAAGUUACAUAUAAACUUGCAUAAUUAUAUCAAUUAAUUAGGACCUAUUGUCCGAAGAGACCUUUUAUUUUAGUAAUAAGCAUAAAAUUUCCGAAAUGUUUGAUGUAAUUCUCAAAAAGGAUAUAGAUUUCAUUAAGUGGAACGCGCCCUUAUUUUUCGCGCCUGUUUUUGCAUUUUGAUUAGUGUAUGUGCGAGUGUUAAGUAGACGGACUCGCACUGAUCAGUGCCAGUCUAGAUUGUGCACUCGCACUUAACACUGAUCAAAUGCGAAUCGGAUUUAACAUUGAAUUUUUCACAAACAAUCAAAUAUAAUUCGUGACCAACGAGCGCGGAUUUAGGCAUAAUCGAGCUAAGGAGUGACAACCCAGUCAAAGAAAUAUACAAUAUAUAAAAUGGAUCAAGUCUGAAUGAGCAUAAUAAGCUGGCAACCCUACACAUAGGGUUGUCACAAGUAUAUACGUGACUAUCACCGUACUUGGCCGAAAAAAUUAAACUCUUUUUGUUAACAUAUAAAAAGUAAAACACUAAUUUAUUACCCUAGAUAUGGUUUCGUCUUUUUGGAUUCAUGAUCACGCUCAGUAAUAUUAUUUCCCAUCAAUGGAGCUAUUAAAUUGUGAAAUUUAUAACAAUAUAUAUAUAUAUAUGAAUAACAUUUUAUUUAAAGGUAUAAGAUUUUCCAGCAUUUCCAGCUUAGAAUUCCAUUGAUAAAAGGUCGUCCUAUAGAUUGGGAAUCUACUUUAGCCGGUCAGAAAAACUUUUACCUCAAUGGAAUGGAAAGUGAAAGCCAAUGUAAUUGUCAUUACCUUUAUUGUCAUACCAAAAUUGUCAUUUAGUACCCUUAUUCCAUUGACAUAAAAGUUGUUUUCGACCGGCUAAAGCGGAAUACUCGUCGAUAAGUGUGGGCACUACUUUACAUGCCUCUUCUUUAAAACUAUUAAAAGCAUCAGAAGUAUCAGAGCAUUCGAGCUUAAUUUUCUACAGUAUCUUCGUAGCCAGCGACGUCAUUCAUUUUAUAAUAUUAAUAUGACUGGGUUCAGAGAUUAAUAUACUUUUUAAGGUAUUGUUUGAUAUUGUGUAUUGUUGUUUUACAGUACUUAGUUGUUAAGUUGUUCAGAUACAUGUAUUGUUUUCAGUGUAAUGUAAAAAAAUAUGUUUUUAUGAAACAUAUUCUCAAAUGCUAUUAUUACCUAAGUAUAUUGUUUUAGUAUUUGACAACCCUAUAUCAGUAGAUCGAAAAUGGGACCCACAUUUUUAUUUUUUAUUUUUACUAGUAUUAAAGUUUUAAAAAUAUACACAUUUUACAUCGUAAUUGUUAUAUUUUGUGCAACUGUAGUAACUGCAUAUUAUAUAUUUAUAUUAGUACUUUAUGUUACUGUAAAGAUCUGGGGUUGGAUAUUCUAAUAUAUUUCAGGGAAAAAAAAAACAACAUUUUUUAUCUAUGUCAUCAGAGAUUAUCAAAAUUUAAACUUAACGUAAAUAAAAAUAUUUAACACUCUCAAAGCGACAAUUCACAUCAGUUGCCGAAACAUAGUGAAUCAUAACUAAUAUUAUAAAUGAGAAAGUAUGUUUGUUUGUUACCUCUUCACGCUUUAUCUGCUCAACCAAUCGUCUUGAUGAUGGUAUUCCCGUGGGAAAAUCACGCGGGCGAGCCGCGGGCAAAAGCUAGACAAAUAGGGAUGUGCGACACUUUAGCAGUGGUGUUUGGUCGGAUAUAUCCGACGUUCGCGGUAACCUAACUCAGAUUUUACAGUAACAAUAAUAGUACAUAAUUUUGUUGUAUAUCAUGCUUCGUAAUCACGUUAUAUUUUAUUAAAUGUGCGUGUAUUCGUAUGGUUUACUUUGUAUUUGCUAAUAAUUGUGCUAUAGACGUAAAACUAGUCGAAUGUUUCGACUUUCUUUGUCUUGUUUCAUAUAUUUUUAAAUAAAAGAGUAUUAUGCUGUUUACACGUUGCAUUGGUGAAUACAAAAGAAAACAUUUUAUAUUAGUUAUAAGAGAUAAUACUGUAUUACAUUCAUAAAACAUUCGUUAGGCCAUUGGGACCAAAUAUGCAUUUUUUGAAAAUAUAGUUUUAUUGCCAA
This is a messenger RNA of Plodia interpunctella (Indianmeal moth), 15286 nucleotides long. RefSeq names its product karst (gene kst). Bases 288 to 12326 code for a protein of 4012 amino acids. The transcript is spliced from 81 exons. Gene Ontology annotation, cellular component: plasma membrane; cell projection; cortical actin cytoskeleton. Gene Ontology annotation, molecular function: phospholipid binding; actin filament binding. NCBI's taxonomy places the organism in Eukaryota, Metazoa, Arthropoda, Insecta, Lepidoptera, Pyralidae. The record is from RefSeq and is a predicted model, not a curated record. Gene Ontology annotation, biological process: actin cytoskeleton organization.